UUCGCGGCGUAUCAUCCACAUUCUCCGCAUUUGUCAUUAUGGGCAACGAGAAGGUAGAUCUGAUUAGCGCUGCGAAACCCGAGAAGAAAACUCUGCUAGAGAGGUACAACGUACCGAUCAACAAUCUCUCGUACGAAUACAUCUCGGAGUGCACCAAUGCGAAGACGUUGGAGCACAUCGUCCUCGUUCUGCGUUCUGGCGAAGAAGGAGUAUAUCCAGAUUUGACGAAGCAUGCGGAGGAGCGUCUCGCCAGGAUUAAACCGACGAGCGCUAUUUUGAGAAAGGCGGAGCCAGUUUUGAGACGAAACAUGUUGAGCCCGGACAAACAGCGGGAAAUCGACGACGAGAUUGGCAAUUGGACGUGCCAGAUGCAAUCUCGCGAAAAGGACAUCGGUGAAGAAAAAGCUACUCUCAUCGAUGGCUUUUCUUCUCAGCCGGAAAUCCGAAAGGCUAAAUCAAAUAUGAAGGCGAGGAUCAACGAGAAGAAGCACGUUAAGCCCAAACGAAUAUCUUCGUGCGAUUACGCGGCUUGGGAUAAAUACGACGCCGACACGGAAAUAAACAGGAUAGAUCUGCAGGACGAGCAGCGACAGGCCGAAAUGAAGAGAAUCCAGGAACGGCGUAAGGAGUUGGACAAAACGAGCAAGGCGACGCAUAAAACGGCAGUCGAUAAACAUAUAAAGCUGCAGCUUUACGAGGACGCACUCAACGACUGCAACAUGGCUCUGGCCGAUUACGAAGCUGUCUUGACGUUGGAGCCGACUAAUAAAACUGCGAUAUCGAGCGUGAACAAGCUGAGGAAACCGUGCGAGUCAACGAAGAAAACGAGAAUGAAGAUAGAGGAAGAGAACACCAGCGACGGCGAAGACAAGGUCGGGCCGAUAAAAUCGAAGGAAACUGUGGAAACGAAGAGCACCGCGCGGCCGAAACAGCGUGUUAACAGCAAUAUAUGUUACUGCGACCGAGCGCCGGGCUCGUCGCGAAAUGUCGCGACGAAGCCGCACAUAAAGGCGAGUUACUGCGUGGAAAGCAGCGAGGGCAGCAAAGCAGCAAACGCCGCGGCGAAUAAAAGCAAUGCGAUGACAACGCGCGCCGCUGCGAGCGGCGAUAAAUUAUCACCUGUUGCGAAGGAUCCCGGCCGCGGGGAUAAAACGUCGAAAGCGCGAGACGCCGGGCACAAGAGCAACGACGUUUUCACGAUUCGUUGCGAAUCGUUGCCCAGACCGCGUGCCGUGAGAGACAGCCUGCAGAAGUCUAUUUUUUCGUGCGUCUCGUCGUCCCGAAAGGGAAAAUCGUCGGUUAUCAUCGAGGAACUUCCGAACGACGGAACGACGUGCGACAGACCGAGAGAAGUUAGCGAUACCGACAAAGCGAAAAUGGAAACGAAAGAAGAAACGCGAGAAGAGAAAGGUCCAUUAACGAGAGGAUUAUGUGCAGAUAAAAAUAAAGAAUCAAUUUUGUACGUGAAGGAAAGCAAGGCUAAGAAUAAUUUAACGUGUGAUAAGAUAGCUAACGAAGUUAGUCGGAAGGAAAGCGAUAAAUUUGAAAUGGACGUUAAGAAACUGGAGGAUGUCGAAACGCCUUACGAAUUCCUACGUUUGUGGCAAUCCUUGAAGAACGAUACUAAUUUGAAACCACACGCGCAGCUUUUGCGAUCUAUAGCACAAAAGGAUAUGAAUAAAUGUAAUAAAUUGGAUGGGACGAUGCUCAGUCUUAUCCUGUGUUGCUUGGAAAAACAAUUCUGCACACCGAACGACACGGAUUUGCUUGUGGAUCUGCUGUAUUCAUUAAGCCAAUUGAGUCGAUUUUCCAUAGUUAGCAUGUUUAUGGAUUCCAAAGAUAAGAGAGCAUUGGGCAAUAUAUUAAGUUUUCUGGAAAAAGAGGAUUCACCAAAAAUGUCGCAAUUGCGUCAAAUUUACAUUACUUGAAAAUCU
This is a messenger RNA of Dinoponera quadriceps, 1934 nucleotides long. RefSeq names its product auxilin-related protein 1 (gene Spag1). Lineage: Eukaryota; Metazoa; Arthropoda; Insecta; Hymenoptera; Formicidae. Gene Ontology annotation, molecular function: heat shock protein binding. Gene Ontology annotation, cellular component: mitochondrion; cytosol. The transcript has 9 exons. The record is from RefSeq and is a predicted model, not a curated record. Bases 39 to 1928 code for a protein of 629 amino acids.